AUGGCCUCCUUAGCCUCCCAAGCCGCACGAUUUGGGUGCAAAUUGAACGACGCAUCGCUAUUAACGACUCAAGGCUUUAUCGACGGCCAAUGGCAGGAUGCGCCUUCUGGGGAGAGCUUCCCUGUUUAUGAGCCAGCCUCAGCCACUGUUCUCUCGAAUUGUUCGAGUUUCAGCAGAAGAGACAUUAUUCGAGCUAUUACAAGUGCAAAUAAGGCGCAGAAGAGAUUUCAUGCAUUGACUACAGCCUCUAAGCGCGGUGUGCUCUUGAGAAAGUGGAAUGACUUGAUUCUACACAACUCUGACGAUCUUGCACAGAUACUCAUGCUUGAGAACGGCAAAACUUUCGAAGAGGCCAAGAAUGAAAUCAUAUAUGCUGCUUCCUACGUGGCAUGGUUUGCGGAGGAGGCGACUCGUUCGUACGGAGAUAUCAUCCCAUCGUCCAUUCCUGGUGCGACUUUAUUCACAGUCAAAGAACCAAUCGGUGUAUGUGGCAUCAUUACGCCAUGGAACUUUCCUGCAGCCAUGAUAACGAGGAAAGUCGCACCCGCUCUGGCCGCGGGGUGUUCUGUUGUGGUCAAGCCCCCCAGUGAAACACCAUUCACAGCUUUAGCACUGACAAGACUGGCCAUGAAGGCCGGUAUACCCCCGGACUGUAUCCAGGUGGUUCCGACAAGGGACCGUUCAGCCGCGUCGGAGCUGGCUUCCAACCCUCUUGUGAGGAAACUCAGCUUUACGGGAUCUACAAAUGUUGGAAAGAUGCUUGCGGGACUAGCAUCCAAGACGAUGAAAAAGCUUAGCAUGGAAUUGGGGGGCAAUGCCGCUUUCAUCGUCUUUGAAGACGCCGACCUCGAUCUGGCGGUCGAGGGCGCCAUGAAGGCCAAGUUCCGGGCGUCGGGACAGACAUGCGUUUGCGCCAACCGGCUCUUUGUACAUGCGUCCGUCGUCGACGAAUUUUGCAAGUGCUUGGCAGAAAAGGUAGCGCAGCUGAAGCUGGGCUUUGGCCUACAUCAGGGGGUCACACAGGGGCCUCUUAUCAACAAGUCGGCGCUCGAGAAGGUUGCUUGGCAUGUGCAAGACGCACUGAACCUAGGCGGUGAGCUCGUGUUUGGUGGGAAACGUCCCGCUGAGCUUGGUGAUGGCUACUUCUUCCAACCCACUAUUAUAAAGAAUGCCACGAUGGUCAUGGCGGUCGCUCGCGACGAGACGUUUGGCCCUCUUGCUGCCGUCUUCUCUUUCAACAGCGAGCAAGAGGUCAUACAGCUCGCAAACAGUACCGAGUUUGGGCUAGCAGGCUACUUUUACUCUCGUGACAUCCAUCGAGUGUUUCGAGUCGCGCAAGCUCUUGAGGUUGGAAUGGUAGGCGUGAAUACCGGGGUUAUCAGCGCCGCCGAGAGUCCAUUCGGGGGCGUCAAGGAGAGUGGAUAUGGGAGAGAGGGGAGCAAGUAUGGUCUUGCAGAGUACCAGGUCUUGAAAUCGGUAACUGUGAGAUCGGGGAAAUUGUGA
Fusarium oxysporum Fo47 is the source of this 1503-nucleotide messenger RNA. RefSeq names its product aldehyde dehydrogenase domain-containing protein. The record is from RefSeq and is a predicted model, not a curated record. The coding region runs from base 1 to 1503 and encodes 500 amino acids. The transcript is spliced from 3 exons. Lineage: Eukaryota; Fungi; Ascomycota; Sordariomycetes; Hypocreales; Nectriaceae. Gene Ontology annotation, molecular function: succinate-semialdehyde dehydrogenase (NAD+) activity.